AGUGAGAAAAAUUGGUGUAAUAAUCCCUUCUAAAACAUCAUGUUAGCGCAUGAAGUAGCGGCUGAAAUUAUUGGGAAGUUGUCAGAGAAGAAGCACACUGUUAAGUCCUUAGUUCUGAGUAGCAAAUUUAGGAAUAUCAAACAGCUGUACGCGCUUGUCUGUGAAACAUUGAAAUAUCGACAGGUUUUAGAGAAGAUCAUCGAUUCUACCAAACUGUUGAAGCGAGAGAGAAACCUCUGCCAGAAGACCAAAGCGUUCACUAUUGUUCUUCUUUAUGACUUCUUGUUUGGGAAGGGGUUGCAGGCUGCUGGAAAGUGGAAGGCCUGCAUAUUGAACCACAAGGCUGCCCUCAAUGCAGAGCUGGCCCGGAUCAAGAUAAAAUCAGGAGCCGUCACAAACCAGGAUCUCAUUCCGGAAGAAGUCCAAAAAGCUAGUGUGGUGCUCCCAAGAUAUGUCCGCGUGAAUACGAUAAGGGCUGAUGUGGCCUGGGUCAAGAGGCAGUUUGUGGCGGAAGGGUAUAGAGAGGUUGUGAAUCCUGGAAACAGUCAUGAAAGUUUCAUGGAAGCUGUGCGCAACCUGCUACCAAAGCAAUUCACUGAAGAUCUUCACGUCAAGAAUGUGCUGGUGUUUAGCGCAGGGACAGACCUGCACAACUUCUGGCUGCACAAGUCUGGCCACAUCAUAUUACAAGACAAGGCUAGUUGUUUCCCGAGUUACAUCUUGUCGCCACCUGCUGGUAGUCAUGUGAUCGAUUGUUGCGCCGCUCCGGGGAAUAAGACGAGUCACAUGGCGGCCAUUAUGCAAAAUAAAGGGAAAAUCUUUGCUUUUGAUCUUGAUCCGCGUCGGCUCCGAACAAUGCAGAAACUGUGCAGAAUAGCUGGCGCCACCAACAUCGAUUACAAGCACCAAGAUUUUCUGACGGUCGACACGAAUGAUGAGAAAUACGCCGACGUGGAGUACAUCUUAGUGGAUCCGUCCUGCAGUGGCUCAGGAAUCGCUAGUCGCCUGAACAGUUUGACAGAUGAUGAAAAGUCAAGUUCGAAAGAUCGCCUGGAAAACUUGGCAAAGUUCCAGAAGUCUAUCGUAAAACACGCCUUGUGUUUCCCAAACGUCAAAGCAGUAACGUACUCGACUUGUUCAAUUCAUCCUGAAGAAAACGAGGCAGUCGUCAAAGAUGUUUUGAAAGAUUUUGGCGGGAAAUUCCAUUUGCGUUACGUUUUACCCGACUGGACGCAUCGUGGAGUUGGAGGCGAUGAUGUCGGGGCGUCGUGUAUUCGGGCGUCGCCGCAAGUGGACUUGACCAAUGGGUUUUUUGUUGCGUGUUUUUUGCGGACUUUGCCUGAUUCACCAGAGAUUUUGAUACCAGGUUCUUCAUUAGAAAGUGGUGUGUGCGCUACAAAGGAUGUUUGUCCUGUUGAUUCAAAUGUGGUUGAAAUUGUUGUGAAAUCCAAGAAGAAGAAAAGGAAAAAGAAAAAGAAGACUACCAGUAGUUUGGGAAAUUGUGCGGGGCGUGACAUUUGUGAAAACGGGGCAGGUCAAUCUGUGGAUGUUAGAAGUGUUACUUUUGCUAAAGUUAGUGCAGAGACAACAGGCCUCUCUUGCCAAGGAGUUGAAAAUAUUCUGGGCAAGAAACGAAAGUCAUCUACGCAGGAUACUGCUGGACUUGUUAUGAGUGGUACUGGGCAUCAAACUGAUAAGUCGUAUGAAAAGGUAGCUGAAAGUAAAACUAGCUGUAUGGAGGUGGGGACUCAUGUUGGGUUGAGUAAUGUUCCUUUGACUGGGACAAGUGAUGCGGGAUCAAAAAAUGGCUGUAAGAGACGUAAGGUGUCAUCGCCACAGGGUGGAGCUCGGCUUGAUGUGGACGGGAGUGGGGUGGUCAAAUCUUGUGAAAAGUCUUUACAGCGUUCCGCGAAACGGAAAAAAUGCCGCCAGCGGGCAAAACAACGGAAAAAAGCUUUGUGGGAUGGUGCUGGGGUUGGUUUAGAAGGGAGUCGCGAUAAAUCUUGUAAAGAAGAUGUUGUUUUAAGAGAGGUAGAUGAGACAAGUGGUAAGAUUGGCGAAAGCAGUCUUAAGGUUGUGUAGGGUUAGACACAUCAUGUGGGUGGGUAGUUGCUUCUUCUGAAAUAUGUGUUGCUGGGUCUGAAAAUAUGCGAGGGAAAAAACGCAAGUCAUCUCCACCAGAGACUGUUUAGUUUGUCUCAUUUUGAUGGAUCCGUUGAACUUGUUGAAAGUAAAUUAACUGCUGAUUGAAUCAAUCAAGUGAAGAAGUGGUUGAAAUAUCUAACUGCUGAUUGAAUCUUACUGGAAUCAAGUAGAAAAUAAGGCUGUAAUCCAUACUAAAUGGAAUGAAGUUUUCCAGGGACUGAAAAAGUUGCGACUCGUGUUCUUAUUGCAUCUAUAUUACAAGCUCUUGUUGUAUGGUCAAAUCUGUGUAAAUGCAUCAAUAAAAGUUACUUUACUCUAA
Lineus longissimus is the source of this 2464-nucleotide messenger RNA. Its product is annotated as 28S rRNA (cytosine-C(5))-methyltransferase-like. The transcript is spliced from 7 exons. Lineage: Eukaryota; Metazoa; Nemertea; Pilidiophora; Heteronemertea; Lineidae. Gene Ontology annotation, biological process: rRNA base methylation. Gene Ontology annotation, cellular component: nucleolus. Gene Ontology annotation, molecular function: RNA methyltransferase activity. The coding region runs from base 40 to 2082 and encodes 680 amino acids. The record is from RefSeq and is a predicted model, not a curated record.